AUGAGCUCCCCUGUUAUGGGCCAGUGGCGGGCCGUUGCCGCCUGUUCUGGCAAAACUGCGACUUUUCCCGAGCAACUUUCAAAUCUUCUUCACCUUGCAGCCGACGCAUCAAUUCCCUCGAACCUCCACGACAGGGCCCCAUUGACACCCAUUGUCAGCCCUCGAGUUCUCCGGUGGUCCGCGCUCGCCGUGGGCGUCUUCUACGGAUUUUCUCAUCAGAGAACGAUUACUGCUACACAACGGGCCGAGCAUGCUAAGCACGAAUGGGAGAGCAAGCAGAAGUUGAUAGAUCGGGCCAAGGCCGAGUACGCGAAAAAGAACAAUCCUGCUCCCGCAGCUGCUUCCAAGGAUGAUGUUGUCACCGAUGUCAACGACCCCAAGUUCGAUCUUGAGAAGCUGCUGCUGAAGGUGUCCCAGGAGAGCCCUUAA
Molecule: messenger RNA, 429 nt
Organism: Metarhizium acridum CQMa 102
Lineage: Eukaryota; Fungi; Ascomycota; Sordariomycetes; Hypocreales; Clavicipitaceae
Source: RefSeq, a predicted model, not a curated record